Molecule: messenger RNA, 3008 nt
Organism: Electrophorus electricus (electric eel)
Lineage: Eukaryota; Metazoa; Chordata; Actinopteri; Gymnotiformes; Gymnotidae
Source: RefSeq, a predicted model, not a curated record
UCUCUAGCUGACUGAUAGACCUUCCUAAAGCUAAAGACGUCAUACAAACCCACCUGUGACGAGGAAGCAGACUUCAGGCUGCUGUCCCGGAUUCGUUUGUCUCUCUUGAUAUGCGCAGCUGAUUAUAAGACAAGUAUCAGAUAUGGACUGAAGAACGCCUUGCAUGUUAACAUAAAGGUGAUGGGUUUUAAAUACUACUGAGUCGAAAUCAGGCUUCCUCUGCCGUGAAAUGGUAUUAUGCUCGCGUGAGUCUGUAAUGUAUGGCAUAGUGGUUUGUCUCUAAAUAUCCUCCAUGCUUGGCCCAUCAACGACAGCACAAUACUCCACCAGCCACAGGUCCAUACUAAAAUGCAACGUAAGGUAGCAAUGCGAUGCAUUCAACACAACGGUUCGUUUUUAGUCCGGUUUUUCAUGCAUUACUCAUUAUAUAACACCCCCCAAAAACAGGCUCUUGAAAGACACAACACCUUAUUUGUCUCUGACUGUACCGGUCACUCAGUUCUGCUUUCCACUAGUGUACUUAGCACGAGUUCAAAAGUCCCGUAGUGACAGUAGCGGCUGCACAUGGUAGCGCGUGCGGCAGCGCUCAUUUGCGUGUUGUGCACGGCUACGCACGUCCUUGCUGUGAGAUCCGAUUUGUCUGCGGCGCUCGAGAGGAAGUGCAGUGCCACGUCCCGUGCAGCUGCACUUGUGGGUCCUCUACGGCGUCAUUCUAGGGUGAGUCCUGCUUACAUGGAUAAACUGAGGGAGAGUGAUGAGGGAGUAGGGCAGAGCAGGAAAAAGGGAACCUAGGGAGGGUGCAGGGGCUGUUGUUGAAGGUCAGAGUUUGUGGGUUUUUUAUGCGAUGGUGGUUGGGUUGCUUUCUGGCUCUAACAGAGAGGAAACUCAGAGAAGGAAACAUGACUGACUGUCCUACAUUCUCAGAAAGAUUGCACGGUGCCCCCUGUAACCUGUUUUCUUAAUUUCUCUUUUUAAAUAUGAUCUCAGUCUACAACGUGCUUGAGUGGCAUCAUCUAAAAUAGUUUGAUGCCUAAAAUAAAUAUGAAGCAUACAAGAUCAAAGGGCAUGGAAAAAACCGUUUUUUUUUUCAGUAGUUGAAUAACGACAUUUUAUGCUCAUUUAACUCUCAAGCCUAUCGUAUGUUAGCACUUUUUUAUCUUUACGUUACUGAAAACCAAAGAGCUACUGAUUGCCUUGAUCAGGUGUGCAUGGUCAUUCACAUCAGCUCUGAGGUGAGACAAAGGAUAUUAGGAAGACAAUAUGCCUGGUCCUCCUCCACCACCACCUCCUCCUCCAACAUUCUCUUUGGCAAACACAGAGAAACCGUCCCUGAGUAAGAAUGAGCAACACGGAAGGAAUGCAUUACUGUCCGAUAUCAACAAAGGCACACGCCUUAAGAAAGCUGUCACCAAUGACCGCAGCGCCCCAGUACUUGAUAAACCCAAGGGAGGUGGAGCUACUGGUGGAGGUGGAGGUGGGGGUGGCACAGCUCCAGGUGGUCUAGGUGGACUGUUCCAGGGUGGGAUGCCAAAACUAAGGUCCCCAGGAAACAGAGACAGUCCUGCUAGGCCCCCUAUGCCACCCACUGGUGGGAGGUUCCCAGCCCAGAGUGCUGGCACUCCUCCUCGCCAUCCAGACACCCCUCCUGCACGAGGUACCCUUGGAAGGGGUAGUGUGCCACCGGUGUCCCCCACCAUGCGCAGUUCGCCAAGCAGUGGCCCUCCGCCUUUACCGGGAGGUAGACACCUAAGCUCCUCACCUUCUGCACAGACCACCCCACCAAGCCGACGCCCCAGCCUUCCUCCGAGUGGCCCAUCUCGCCGCCAAACGUCUUUACCGUCACCACCCGUUCCAUCCAGUUCCCGCUCACCCAUGCUGCACAGAAGUCCAUCUGCGUCGUCAGAUGAUUUCCCCCCUCCACCACCACCCAGUGGAGGAAGUAGGGGAUCGUUUCCUCCGCCUCCUGUUCCCUCCAGUGGUCGUCCACCGCUUCCCACAAUUCCCUCGGCAUCAGAUGAUUUCCCCCCUCCACCACCACCCAGUGGAGGAAGUAGGGGAUCGUUUCCUCCGCCUCCUGUUCCCUCCAGUGGUCGUCCACCGCUUCCCACAAUUCCCUCGGCAUCAGAUGAUUUCCCCCCUCCACCACCACCCAGUGGAGGAAGUAGGGGAUCGUUUCCUCCGCCUCCUGUUCCCUCCAGUGGUCGUCCACCGCUUCCCACAAUUCCCUCGGCAUCAGAUGAUUUCCCCCCUCCACCACCACCCAGUGGAGGAAGUAGGGGAUCGUUUUCUCGUGAAGGACCUCCACCACCACCACCUCCAUUUGGAAAUAAACCACCGACCCCCCCAGUGGCAAGACCUUUAAGUAACCCUCCACCAGCACUGCCUUCAGGAAGAGCAGACCUGCCUCCACUGCCCCCCACACCACGGGAGGAGUUGACCAACAGAACACCACCUAACCCACGCUCAGGGAGCUCUGGACCCCCACCACCCCCACCCACUUCAAGACCACCACAAUCAGGAACAGGAAGACAAAUGCGAUCUGGUUCUCUUCCACCUCCUCCUCCUCCUGCUUCUCGUCAAGGAGGUGGUGGAGGAGCUGGCCGACCUCCUCCACCCCCAGACAGGUCUGGGCCCGGGGGCUUCCCUCCCCAACCUUGUCCUACAAUGGACAAUGGCUACCAGAGCUACCCUCAGCGCAGCUUCGAUGAGUGGGAGAUGAAGUUUUCUUUCCAUCCCAUAUCAGACUUGCCUCCUCCGGAGCCUUACAUUGCUUUCCCUAAGAUGUACCCCAGCAAGUCCGGUAAGGACGAAGGGAAAGGUUCCCUGCAGAAGGAAAGAGGUGCUCCACCACUGCCUCCCAUACCCAGAUGAAUGCAAAUGUGGUCGUACCACUGCAAUAAUACUGGGACAGUUUUGAUUUGUUAAGCACAGCAUCAAAACAUUUUUGCUAACUAUACAAUCAUUUUUUAAAUGUUUGCUGAUUUGUUUCCAUUCAAUUUCUCUAACUC